CGUGGGCCGUGACGUCAGUAUAGGAAGUCAUUGUAGAGCAACACUGGAGCGAUUAGCAGCAAAAAGGGGGAGCCUGAUGUCGAGGAGUCAGCCCUAUGUAUAUCUCUCUAUACGCCUCAACUUUUAACACAAAGUUCAAUAUAACACAAAAAGGGACGUGGACUACCCACACUUUGCUUUUCCGCGUUUUCACUGAAUGUAACACCCUGGACCAUAGGCUGCCUGAGCCGCCUGUAAACGAGGAUUUUGUUUCUUUCCUGGGUUUAUUCCUCAACUCUUUUUAAAAAUUUCCCCCCCUUUCUCUGUAGCUCCCGAGUUAAUUUUAUUAUUUUUUGCUGACUUUCUUGUGAUUUGCACCGGAGGAGAAGCAGCUCGCUGUUGUUAUGAAGACUUCAUCCCUCCUUUCUUAAUAUGGAAGGAUCCAGCGGGUCGAGUUUUGGGAUAGACACUAUUUUAUCCGGCGCUUCUAACUCUGGCAACCCCGUGCUCAUGAACGGAGAUUUUCGCCUCGGCGACAGCAGGACAGCGGAUUUCAGAAGCCAGGCAACCCCGUCGCCAUGCUCGGAGAUAGACACUGUGGGAACGGCCCCCUCGUCCCCCAUCUCGGUCACCAUGGAGCACGGCGCCGAUGCGCAUCUGGUCCAGGACAGCCUUCAGCAUCACCACCAUCACCACAACCAGCCGCAGAGUUUGCCGCUGUCGCCUCAGCAGCAGGCGCAGCAGCAGCAGCCGCUCGCCGGGGCCGGCUGCGCCCCGAGGACUGCCACCUCCUCGUUUCUAAUCAAAGACAUUUUAGGCGACAGUAAACCGCUGGCAGCCUGCGCACCUUACAGCACCAGUGUAUCCUCACCGCAUCACACGCCAAAACCAGAAAGUGCCACGGCUCCGGACGGCUUCAGGCCCAAGUUGGAACAAGACGAGAACAGGAGCAAGUUGGACAAAAGAGACGACAUUCAGAGUGAAAUGAAAUGCAACGGGACUAAAGAAGAGGGUGACCGGGAAAUCUCCAGUAGCAGAGACAGUCCACCGGUGCGCACGAAAAAACCUCGCAAAGCACGGACAGCCUUUACCGACCACCAGCUCAACCAGCUGGAGAGGAGCUUUGAGCGACAAAAAUACCUCAGCGUGCAGGACCGCAUGGACCUGGCAGCGGCUCUCAACCUGACAGACACACAAGUCAAGACCUGGUACCAAAACAGACGGACGAAGUGGAAGAGGCAAACGGCGGUGGGAUUAGAGCUGCUGGCUGAAGCAGGAAACUACUCGGCCUUACAGAGAAUGUUCCCGUCGCCCUACUUCUACCACCCGAGUCUGCUGGGCACCGUGGACAGCACGACGGCCGCCGCGGCCGCCGCAGCCAUGUACAGCAGUAUGUACCGGACUCCUUCCACGCCGCACCCCAGCCUCCAGAGACCUCUAGUCCCCAGGGUGCUCAUUCAUGGCCUUGGGCCGGGGGGGCAGCCGGCACUAAACCCCCUAUCCAACCCGAUGCCCGGCACGCCGCACCCGCGAUAAAAACGGGCAAAAAAUAAGACGAUGACCAGAAAAAACAAAAAAGCUGGUUGAACACGUGAUGUGAGUAACUGCAUCGGAACCCACAUUGCAGGACUUUUUUUCCUUUCUCUGUCCCCCUCGUCCCUUCAAAAAAAGAGACACAUUUAAAGACAUUUUACAGAAGUAAAGGAGGUAUUUAAUAUAGGCCCAAAUACAGAACUUUGUGUGCGGGGCUACAGCGAGGACUGCUCAUGUCUGAUUGUUUGUUUGUUUGUCUUUUGUACAAAUACACUUACAUUAGCAAAUAAACUUAUAAAGUUUAUUAGAUGGAGAAGAACUGAAUGAAUAAAGUAAUGAUACUAAUUGA
Acanthochromis polyacanthus (spiny chromis) is the source of this 1861-nucleotide messenger RNA. RefSeq names its product BarH-like homeobox 2 (gene barhl2). NCBI's taxonomy places the organism in Eukaryota, Metazoa, Chordata, Actinopteri, Pomacentridae. Gene Ontology annotation, biological process: regulation of transcription by RNA polymerase II. Gene Ontology annotation, molecular function: DNA-binding transcription factor activity, RNA polymerase II-specific; RNA polymerase II transcription regulatory region sequence-specific DNA binding. The record is from RefSeq and is a predicted model, not a curated record. The coding region runs from base 412 to 1515 and encodes 367 amino acids. Gene Ontology annotation, cellular component: nucleus. The transcript has 3 exons.